Molecule: messenger RNA, 1582 nt
Organism: Mastomys coucha (southern multimammate mouse)
Lineage: Eukaryota; Metazoa; Chordata; Mammalia; Rodentia; Muridae
Gene: Cep19
Product: centrosomal protein 19
Exons: 4
Coding region: 415-906 (163 amino acids)
Biological process (GO): trans-Golgi to periciliary membrane compartment transport; microtubule anchoring at centrosome
Cellular component (GO): centrosome; centriole; spindle pole
Source: RefSeq, a predicted model, not a curated record
CGAUCCUUGGGGGGGCGAGGGGGGCGCCCUGGCGGGCCUCUGGACCCAGCGGGCUGCCCUAGGACCGCACUCCCCGAGCUCAGCCCCGUUUCCUGUCCACAACCGGAUGCCUGCGGGCUGGACCCCCUGCUUCUGAGUUCACCCCAUGGUUACUUCUGUAGGCUAUGGCUGUCGGCGAUUCCUGCAUCGUCAGGCUCCACCUCGCCUCAAAGUCGAUCUAAGCGCUCCUCUGUGCAAUGCGGUAGGAUGGGAACCACCUCCUCAUUGCUGUUCAGAUUUGCACUUCCUGUACUUCUUCGAGGACAUGUACUAAGAGCUUAAUGAAAAUGGACACAGUUCUCACCUUCCUAGAGCUAACAGACUAACAGGGAAGAUACAUGGUUUCCUCCAGUGUACCCUGAAUUACACGAGACGAUGAAGUACAUUGCCAAGAAAUGUGGAGUCAGGUUCCAGCCUCCAGCUAUGAUCUUGAUUUAUGAGAGUGAAACCGAAGGAAAGAGCCGCAAGCGCAUCAUGCCUGUCCGAAACUUUUCAAAGUUCUCAGAUUGCACCAGAGCUGCUGAACAAUUAAAGAAUAACCCACGGCACAAGAGUUACCUGGAGCAAGUGUCUCUGAAGCAGCUGGAGAAGCUGUUUGUUUUCUUACGAGGUUCCUUGCAGGGUCAGAGCUUGGCAGAAACGAUGGAACAGAUUCGACGGGAAACGACCAUCAAUCCUGAGGAAGACCUGAACAAACUGGAUGACAAGGAGCUGGCCAAAAGGAAGAGCAUCAUGGAUGAGCUUUUCGAGAAAAAUCAGAAGAGAAAGGACGACCCCAAUUUUGUGUAUGACGUUGAGGUUGAGUUCCCUCAGGAUGAACAACUGCUGUCCUGCAGCUGGGACACAGCAUCAGUCGAUGAGUUCUGAGGCCUACACUCCAUGUUUCCACAAAGAACAAAAGAUCAGUUCACAGGAAAAAGAUAAGAGCCAGAUAAUUGACGAAAGCUGUAGAAGGGUCAAAGCCCGGGUUCCCGGGGGUGGGGUGGCCUGGGAAACCCAGACUUUCCCUCAGCGGAAAGGGGCUCAUGCUCAGCUCUGAAAUGCUACAGAUGUUUUUAUGGAAAUCAAGAUGAAGCAAAGGGGGAAGGGUGUAGUAAAGAGACAAGAAAGAGGAAAAUCUGAGAAAGGGUGAGUAAUUAUAGUUUGACAAGAUUGGAAUUAACCUGUGUUCUUUAGGACUCUAUGUGCAUUAACUCUGGGAUAGACAGGAACACCUGUAAGUGGAAAAAGCCUUACAGCUACAAGUACAUGUAGCGGAAGGCAGGCAGUUCUACUCCGCAGUCAGGAAAUGUGUUCUAACGUUACUCUGAAACCCAGAGCCACUUCCUGUGAAAGGCUGGUUUGUACAGUGGGAAAUCUGCCCACAGUGAGUGAUAGGUACUGCUAUUCAGAUCCGUUCCUGAGUUUAGUUGUACCAAGAUCUCAGCCUCACAAGGCCUCUGUGUGCAGAUGUGUUUGUUCUUACUAGAAUAUUAUCUGAUUGAUAGAAAUCACAUGUUUUCUACAAGGAAACUAUUAUUCAUUGAAUAAAGCUGUGAAUGUA